CGAGCAGAUGGCCCCCUUUCACUUUUAUUGGAUCGGAAAGUGAUUCCACGUUGGGGUGUUUUUUGUAAAACGGGCUAGACUUGGAUAAAGCAGGACAAUAGUUUACCUCCCCUCCCCUCAGACUGCAGCAUCCCCCUAAAGAAAACACGGAGGGCUUGCGUGAGAACUGACGGAAACCUCUUUGUGCAAGGAAAGCAAACUCCUGCACUCCCACCCUCCGCCCCAGGCACAGUCACCACCUCCUCGGGUCCCUCCCUCCUCCACCACCGCUAACCUGUCUGAAGGACUGCAGGGUGUUCUCGGCCUCCUCCCUCUGAAGCAUCUCCUCUUGCAGCCUGGAAGGGGCAAGACGGCGGUGAGGAGGGAGCGGGGGUCCCCCAAAUCCCCCCGCCCAGCCUCCCGCCCGCCCGGUACCGCUCGGGAUGCUCCAGGGCCACCUCCGCGCCAGGGGACAGGGCGGCAGGGAGGCAGCGGGACACGGCGGCAGCCCCAACCCGCCUUCCCCCGGGACACUCACUUCUCCCGCAGCCGCAUGAUGUCGUCGGCAAGGUUGUCCCGCUCCACUUCCACUCGUGCCUUGUCGUUCGUGAGCUGGUCCACCUGUCGCCGCAGCUCCCGCAUCUCCUCCUCGUAGAGGUCGCCCAGGCGGGACGUGCCCUUGCCCUUGAGCUGCUCCAGCUCGGCCAGCAGGAUCUUGUUCUGCUGCUCUAGAAAGCGCACCUUGUCGAUGUAGUUGGCGAAGCGGUCAUUAAGCUCCUGCAGCUCAACCUUCUCGUUGGUGCGGUUUGCCUUGAACUCCGUGUUGAUGGCGUCGGCCAGGGAGAAGUCCACGGAGUCGUGGAGCCGCAUGGGCGGCAUGCUGCUCCGCAGCCGCACCGACGUCGUCUUGGUGGCGUACAUGCCGCCGGGCGAGGCGGACACGUACCGGGCGCUGCUGGGCCGCAGGGCGCUGCCCAGCGAGUACCGGCUGCUGGACGUGAUGUAGCGGGUGCCGGUGCUAGGGCGGCUGCCCCCGCCGAACAUGCGCCGGUACGAGGAGUUUUUCGUGCUGAUGCUCAUAGCGACAGCGGCGCGGGCUUUGUAAUCCGGGAGUGGAGCGGGACGACCAGGGCGUGCGGCAAAGAAGGGCGGUGGCUGCGGCCAGGGCCCCUUCUUAUGGGCGCCGCGAACCCGCCCCGCGGACCCGCCCCGCCCCGCCCCGCCCGCGGGGAAGGGGCGGCGGCCGCGGACACAAAGGCGGCGAGCGGGGCGGCUGGGCUCGGCCGGCGGGGCGCGGAGGAGUGAGCGUGGUGGCUGCAAGAAGGAGCUGGCAAGUUUAGUGUCACAGGCCUGGCAAAAUAGUCCGAAUAACUUAUUAAAACCCCUCUAUAGAUAACUUUAAACUUGAGUGGCUAAAACAUGAUUCACAUUCUGAAAUUCUGCACUGAUGCAUCAGCUUGCAGUCCUGCAGGAAGAAAUCUCUUCACUGGAAGUUCUGAUAAACCUGAACAGUGGGUAGAGAAAAAGGUAAUCUUCACACCCCAAUUCACAGUAGUCAGCUAUUGUACUUCAGAAAGCUGCACAUAUGCAGAAGUUGUAGCUGCUGUUGAUGUGAAUACUCUUGCCAAUGAUGUUUAUAAGCACAACUUUCCCAGCACACCGUUAUGGGCAAAGACUAUUGAGGGCAUAACACUGAAAGAAUUUGACAGAUUAUCUUUUGAUAUGAUUUUGAUGAGUCCUCCCUGUCAGCCUUUUACAAGAAUUGGCCUGCAAGGUGAUGUGUCUGAUCCACGGACCAAGAGCUUUCUCUAUAUCCUUGAUAUUCUCCCAAGGCUUCAGAAGCUUCCAAAAUAUCUACUUUUAGAAAAUGUUAAAGGAUUUGAAUCCUCUUCUGCAAGAAAUGAACUUUUGCAAACACUAGCAACAUGUGGAUUUCAAUAUCAGGAAUUUCUCUUGUCUCCAACAUGUCUUGGCAUUCCCAAUUCUAGGCUGCGGUAUUUUCUAAUUGCAAAGCUUCACCAAGAACCAUUUUCCUUUCAAGCUCCUGGUCAAAUAUUGACAAGAUUCCCAGAUCAGGAUCCAGAAAAUUUACUUAAGGAAAAAGUUGCUGACAAAGUGGGUGAAACCAGUUCUUUGUCCUCUGAGGAGAAGAAUCUGGAUCCAAACAUUGGUCCAGAUUGCAGCAGCAAGAAGAGUUUACCAAAAGGGGCCUUUCUGUUUAAGCUUGAAACAGUAGAAGAGAUGGAAAGAAAACAUAAUCAGGAUAAUGAUUCCUCUAUUCAAAUGCUACAAGACUUCUUGGAAGAGGAAAAUGAAGAAAUGAGUCAAUAUUUCUUACCACCAAAGUCCUUACUGCGCUAUGCUCUCUUGUUAGACAUUGUUAAACCCACCUGCCGGAGAUCCACGUGCUUUACAAAAGGGUAUGGACACUAUGUAGAAGGGACCGGCUCUGUUCUGCAGACAGCAGUAGAUGUACAGCUUGAAUCAGUGUUUAAACACAUUGAUGAGUUACCAGAAGAAGAGAAGCUUACGAAAUUGUCAACAUUAAAACUGAGGUACUUUACCCCAAGAGAAAUAGCAAAUCUUCAUGGAUUCCCUUUGGAAUUUGGUGGAAGCAAAUGUACUUUACCUCACAGUUGGAGUAAGGUAAGAGUGCAAACAAGGACAGAGCAGACCAACUGGCUGCUUGAAACUGCUUCACUCUCAGAAGCCUGGGAGUCAGUACACAGCACAGCCCUUUCACAAUACCUGGGCUGGUGUCAUUUUUGCUGGCUCUCCCUUCUUUCUGCCAGGCCAUGCAUUUACUAGGGGAAGGACAUUUCUGGUGCUGACUGUAUUUCUGAGAGUGUUUAAUGGGGUCAGCAUUGAAUUACAUGGAAAAUUGUUCAACUGCUUGAUCACUCACUGAAUAAGCCUUGCUCAUUGUUUAAUCUGUAUGGGUGGUAUAUUGCACUGAGAGAUGGGAUUUGCCUGAGCUGUUCAAGGGGAUCAUGUGGGAAGAACAAUAUAAAGCUUAUUGAGAUGUGCAGUUUAGUCCAUCUGCAGAAUUGUUGCAUUUUCUUUCUGAUAUGGUCAUGUUCUUCUGUGGAUGUUAUCUAGAUUAGCAGUUGUGCAGGGAUUUAGUGCCACUGCCCCUCCCUGAGACUGCUGGAUGUUUUGAGCUCUCUGAAGGGAAGGUGGAUCGGCAAUAGUUACACAACAGAGGAAUGUUUUGAAGCUUCUUGUGAAACCUUAGAGAUGGCAGUAUUGAUAAUAGAAGAACUGAUACAAAUCCAGUGAAUUGCUUGUGAAUUGGUUUUGUAACCUUGUGAAUUUUUCGGGGGCUGGAGGGAGGGUGAAUCCUGCUGCAAUCUGUGAUAACUGCACUAAGAAGUGUUCACAGAAAAAAAAAUUUAGACUAAAAAGUAGGAGCAAGCCCAGACUAGUGAUG
Molecule: messenger RNA, 3409 nt
Organism: Agelaius phoeniceus (red-winged blackbird)
Lineage: Eukaryota; Metazoa; Chordata; Aves; Passeriformes; Icteridae
Source: RefSeq, a predicted model, not a curated record